AUGACAUCAGAGAAUGCCAACUUCAAAUAUGUACUACUAUUACUAUAUAUAUGUUGUUUGUUAACAACAACUACAAAAGCAACAAUAACAUUCUUACAACAACAAGAGAUUGGAUAUAUUAUAUCAACUGAUGGUGGACUUGGCACUGACCUAAGCGAUGCAGUGCUUACUGUAAACACUAUUCAGGUGCAGGGUACUGCAAUCAACGACACAACGUUCACUUUUAACAUCCCCGAUCGAUGCCCGUUCAAUCCCACCUUCAGCCUGACCAUCAAGAGCGCCAACAAGAACUUUGUGCCCGCGGUCUCGCCCUCGGCCAUCGCACCGGUCAUCACCAACAUCACAAGCGCACCCACGUCUGGAGGCGUCGUCACAGUCACUGGACACUUCCUCCAGCUGACCAACUUUAAUUCUCCAAUACCUGUACCAUAUACCGUUAGCUUACUAUUGGGACAGACGGGCUACACUUGCAGCCAGGCAUCACCGAUCGACCUUGCUCUCAAGGCCAUCACUUGCAUGGCUUCGCCCGGUGCAGGUGUCGGCUUUGACACAACCAUUCGCAUCAACGACAUCCCUAAUCAUGCCAGUGAUCCUCACGUCCUCUUUGGAUACAAUCCACCAACUAUUAUCAACACGACCAACACUACGCAGCUGGGUGGAAACAUCACGAUCAAAGGAACUAACUUCUUUGAUCAACAGACUCAAGUGAUUGUAGGCGAUUUGGAGUGUGCCAAUCCCACCGUGUUGGACUACGCAACGAUCAUAUGUGAGCUUCCAAGCAUAGGUGACCCUCCACGAAUCAUAGUCAGUGUCACAGUCAAUGUGGCAAAUCAAACUACAACAGAGGCUGUAUUUCAAUAUGACUUAUCAUUGAUCAAACAAGCAAAGAGGAGGAACGAUAUGAAAUGGAAGAUACCAGCUAUUAUAUUUGGAACAUUAGGAAGCAUUGCAAUCAUUGCUUGUGUAAUACACUUGGCAAAGAAAGUGGGCAAACAACUAUCGACCAAUGAAUAA
Molecule: messenger RNA, 1014 nt
Organism: Acytostelium subglobosum LB1
Lineage: Eukaryota; Evosea; Eumycetozoa; Acytosteliales; Acytosteliaceae
Exons: 3
Coding region: 1-1014 (337 amino acids)
Source: RefSeq, a predicted model, not a curated record